Molecule: messenger RNA, 2985 nt
Organism: Menidia menidia (Atlantic silverside)
Lineage: Eukaryota; Metazoa; Chordata; Actinopteri; Atheriniformes; Atherinopsidae
Source: the annotation of a GenBank genome assembly
AUGCAGGUGGAGAAAGACAUGAAAACGGGUGUAGUCGUAAACACCACAAUCAGCAGAACUUGUAUUAAAGAUAAUCAUCAUUUGUCUCUUGUCACCUUUUCAGAGAUGGUUAGGAAGAAGAAUCCCCCUAUCCGGAGUGUGGGAGGUGAGGAGGAAGAGGAGGAAGAGGGGAAGAGGCCAACAGGAGGAGAAGAGGAAGAAGAAGGAGAGGAAGACGAGAGAGUAGGAGCAGAAGCUGACCGGAUAAACCGACCCUCCGAGCCCGAAGCCUCUGAACGCAGCAGAGGGGAUGAGGAGCAAGAGGAGGAGGGAGAAAGUGAGUGCAUCUCCUCGUCUGUCUCGCCCUCAUCUGUCGGGGAUCGCUACAGUAAUGAGGAGCGAGGGGGCAGGAGAGGAGGAGCAGACAGGUCAAAACCGGUAGGAGCAGCUUUGGCAGAGAGAGCCGAGAGUCAGUCGGAGCCUGAGGACGGGGAGAAGGGAGCGGAGGAGGGAGAGAGGAGCCGCAGAGACAGAAGGGAGGCAGAUCGUCUCACUCCUCCUCUCCCGUCUGCCCCACUCCUUCUAUCCCGGCAGGAAGGAGGGGAGGAGUCGCCUACUGACACCCCUCCACUGCCCUCCAGCCCUUCUCCUAAACUCCAGGACUUCAAGUGCAAUGUGUGUGGUUACGGUUACUACGGAAACGACCCCGCUGACCUGGUGAAGCACUUUAGGAAGUAUCACCUGGGUCUGCACAACCGCACACGACAGGAUGCUGCCCUUGACACACACAUCCUGGCCCUCCACAACAUGGCUCCCCAACACACAAAUCUAGACUCACCAGCGGGGCAGGGACAGAGGAGCCAAACCAAAGAGGUGGGGAAGACAAGACCUGAUGCACAAAACCAGCAGCACAGGACAAUUAUGAUGAACGGCACUUAUGACGUACAGGUGACGUUGGGCGGCACUCUGAUCGGAAUUGGCCGUAAGACUUCGGAUUGUCAGGGGAACACUAAGUACUUCCGCUGCAAGUUCUGCAACUUCACGUACAUGGGAAGCAACUCUUUGGAACUGGAGCAACAUUUCUUGUCCUCGCACCCCAACAAAGUCAAAACCCCGCCGACCACACCCCUGCUAGCCACCAACAAUCUGACGGCCCACGACGGCCAGCUGAAGGGGCGGAGUCAGAUCCUGGACGGGGCCGAGCGGGUGGCGGUGAGAGCCGAGGACGACUCCCUGGUGGGGUACUUCCUCCCGGUCCGAGCCUGUUCGGACCCAGCCGGCUGGACGGGGGAGACCAGCCUAGGAGCCGUGCAGGCGUAUUACUGGUGCAAGUUCUGCAGCUGGAGUAGCGAGUGCUCGGGAGGCUCGGCCAAGCUUUUAGAGCACUACGAACAGAGACACAGAAUGAGCAGGGGCGGCGCUGGGAGCCCCAACAGUUCUUUUCCCGCAGGGGUGGACAGAGAAAGAGAAAGAAGGGUGAAAAGAGAUGGAGACCGAGAACAUAUCGCAUCAAAAAGUCGCAAAGAUCCGCUGUCCAACCUGUCCAGCACCAGCCAAGGAGACCCAAACAACAGCGACUCAGAAGCAGUUGUGACCAGCUACAACUGUCAGCUGUGCGACUUCCGUUAUUCAAUGGCCCACAGUGCGGAUGUGAUCGUGGUGGCUCCGCUGCUGCUGCACUACCAGCACAACCACUCCAUUCACCGCUGCUGCAUUCAGCACUGCAUGUAUUGUCCUCAGGGGCUCUGUCAGCCAAAUAAACACCUGGGGGAGGUCUCCCACCCGUUUGCUUGUCGGAAGUCCACCUGCCCGAAAUGCUGUUCAAAGUUCCCUCAGUCCGCCAAACAGCAGGAUGUCAUCAGUUCAAAACCUGCCAGCACCACAUCACCCAGCGUGAACCCUCCUAACCCGAGAGGUGACCCCGGUGUGAUUUCAGGUUCAACCUUUCACCCCUCUAACCCUGCGCAUCCUGUUGUCACACAAGGUGUCACCCACUUAUGCGACCAGUGUGCAUUUGCCAACACUGACAUCGACGUGUUGCUGCAACAUUACGAAAGCUGCCACACCCUCAUCAACCUUAAAGGGGCUCCCCCACACGUCAAAGCUGAGGAGGAGGCAGGGGAGGAGAAGGAUGGAGGGAAGGGUGGGGCAGGAGAGAGGGAGUAUUCAUGUACGAAGUGUCACUUCAUCACGGAAGUGGAAGAAGAGAUUUUUAGACACUACAGGCGUGUCCAUGCGUGCUGCCGCUGCCGACACUGUGACUUCACGGCUCCCGAUUCGUCCGCCCUCCUCGACCAUUUUAACUCCACCCACUGUCGCGACUCCUCUCCGUCACUGGGGUCGCUGCCCACUUCGCUGACACCUUCGCUCACGCUCUCCUCCAAUGGCUGCUCAGCUCCUUCCACCUUAGCCAUCAAGGAGGAGAGCAAGGGGGACAUACGCCUGCUCUACUCCCUUGCGCCGCCAGAGGGACGAUUGGCCGAAGGGGGCAGGGAGGAGACAGGUGGGCUGGUGAAAAGUGAAGGACGUGAGGAGAAAGAGAGAGAACUGGAAAAGGUCUGGGUUCUUGGGGAGUCGAGAGGACCCGGAGACAGAGGGGGCGAUCAGGCCCACGGUUUACUCUGGGUGCCCAAGGAGCGAAUGGGACCUGAAAGAGGAGCAGGAAGUGGGAGUCCUUCUCUUUUCCCCUCUCCCCUCUCACUGUCUUUUGUUGCAGCCAAUCAUGACCCCUCACAGCAGAAAAGAGGCGUGGCCUCACCAAGUUUGGUUUACCUGGGAGACACCAAGUCGUUUUUGGGAGAUACCAAACUGUACGGGGGAGGGAGACAAGGUGGAUCUGCUACGGGAGGAGGAGGAGGAGGGGAGAAGCAGAGCCAGAUCUCAGCACAUCAGUACACGAGCGGAGGAGGAGGAGGAGGGAGUGGAGGUGGAGGAGGAGCACAGGACGGGAAAGGCGGAGCCACGAAAGAGGAGUCCCAAUCCCUGUUACGAGUAAGAAGACGCGCA